AACCUCAGCAUGUCGGCCGCGAUAUAAAGGACAAGGCGGCGCGCCUCCCAGACGCAGAGUAGCUUGUGAUUGGCUCGGGCUGCGGAACCUCGGAAACCCGAAUGUGAGGACCUUACAGAUCCACAGCUGCCGACCCCCGCAGAAAUCUGGAGCGCGGUCAGAAUCCAACUGGCGGCGGCAGUGGCAGCAGUGGCUGCAGGUAAAGAGAACUUUUUUCCAAAGAAAAUAACAUAGGUCAGAAGGAAAAAUAACAAAAACAAAUUGCUGCAGAUUUUACUUUACAAUAUGUAAGAAAAUCUACAAUUUCUUCAAGACAGUCAUAUUAAGGAAGCAGUCAUGUUUCUUGAGUCCUCAAAACUAUGAGACAAGAGACUGUAGUAGAGUGAGGCCAGAAGUCCUUACUGGCUCAAAGAACUCCAGGGAAACUGGGAUAAAACAUUUUACAUUAUAAGUAGAACCCCGGGAGCCAGAGGUGAAACACAAGUUUAUCUGCAGAGCUCCGCUGCAGGGCUGAGCUGGGUCUGGAAGAAAUGGAUGAGAGCCACUGGAUGAAAUUCACUAAUACUAGACACCUGAGUCUUCUAGUAAUAUAUCUGUGAAUGAACUUUGCUAAGUAUGGAAUCAGGUGGUGGAAGUCUUGGAUUGCACACAUCAGACUGUAGAAUGGCCCAUACCAUGAUUAUGCAGGAUUUUGUGGCUGGAAUGGCUGGUACUGCACAUAUCGAUGGAGACCAUAUUGUUGUUUCAGUUCCUGAGGCUGUAUUAGUUUCCGAUGUUGUCACAGAUGAUGGGAUAACCCUUGAUCAUGGCCUUGCAGCUGAAGUUGUUCAUGGGCCCGAUAUCAUCACUGAGACUGAUGUAGUAACAGAAGGUGUAAUUGUUCCUGAAGCUGUACUUGAAGCUGAUGUUGCUAUUGAAGAAGAUUUAGAGGAAGAUGAUAGUGAUCAUAUAUUGACUUCCGAGCUAAUUACAGAAACUGUUAGAGUACCGGAGCAGGUGUUUGUGGCUGACCUUGUUACUGGUCCUGAUGGACACUUAGAACAUGUGGUCCAAGAUUGUGUUUCAGGAGUUGACUCUCCCACAAUGGUAUCAGAGGAGGUUCUUGUAACUAAUUCAGAUACAGAAACUGUGAUUCAAGCAGCUGGUGGUGUUCCUGGUUCUUCAGUUACUAUUAAAACCGAAGAUGAUGAUGAUGAUGAUGAUGAUGAUGAUGAUGUCAAGAGCACUUCUGAAGACUACUUAAUGAUAUCUUUGGAUGAUGUUGGGGAAAAAUUAGAACAUAUGGGGAACACACCAUUAAAAAUCGGCAGUGAUGGUUCACAGGAAGAUGUUAAAGAAGAUGCAUUCGGUUCAGAAGUAAUAAAAGUGUAUAUAUUUAAAGCUGAGGCUGAAGAUGAUGUUGAAAUAGGUGGAACAGAAAUUGUCACAGAGAGUGAGUACACCAAUGGACAUUCUGUAGCUGGAGUGCUUGACCAGAGCCGAAUGCAGCGGGAGAAGAUGGUUUACAUGGCAGUUAAAGAUUCUUCUCAAGAAGAAGAUGAUAUUAGUUGCGCUGAAAUAGCAGAUGAAGUUUACAUGGAAGUCAUUGUAGGGGAAGAGGAAGGAACUUCUCUCCCUGAGACUCAGCUUGAGGACUCUGAUGUUAAUAAAACAAUUGUCCCUGUUGUCUGGGCUGCGGCAUAUGUGCGUGAAAUAAUAUCUAAUCUAUGGGAGUGGAAGAACUCAACAAAAAAAAAUAAUAAUCCAAGGAACAGUGGUCAAAGAGAUGAAAGAAGAGUUUCCCGGAGGUAUGAAGAUUGUCAAGCAUCAGGAAAUACCUUGGACUCAACAUUAGAAAGCAGAAGUAGUACAGCAGCACAGUACCUUCAAAUUUGUGAUACCAUUAAUACAAAUAAAGUACUUAAACAAAAAGCUAAGAAGAGGAGAAGGGGAGAAACCAGGCAGUGGCAAACAGCUGUUAUAAUAGGCCCUGAUGGACAGCCCCUGACAGUAUACCCUUGCCAUAUUUGCACAAAAAAGUUUAAAUCCAGGGGAUUCUUGAAAAGACACAUGAAGAAUCAUCCUGAUCAUUUGAUGAGAAAAAAAUACCAGUGUACAGAUUGUGACUUUACAACUAACAAGAAAGUGAGUUUCCAUAACCACUUGGAAAGCCAUAAGCUUAUAAACAAAGUUGACAAAACCCAUGAAUUUACAGAAUACACACGAAGAUACAGAGAGGCUAGUCCACUGAGUUCAAAUAAACUUAUAUUAAGAGACAAGGAGCCGAAGAUGCACAAGUGCAAAUACUGUGACUAUGAAACAGCAGAACAAGGACUGUUAAACAGACAUUUACUGGCUGUUCACAGCAAGAAUUUUCCUCAUGUUUGUGUUGAGUGUGGGAAGGGCUUUCGACAUCCUUCUGAACUCAAGAAACAUAUGAGAACCCAUACUGGUGAGAAGCCAUAUCAGUGUCAGUAUUGUGUCUUCAGGUGUGCAGAUCAGUCAAAUCUGAAAACUCACAUUAAGUCUAAGCAUGGUAACAAUUUACCAUAUAAAUGUGAGCAUUGUCCUCAAGCAUUUGGUGAUGAGAGGGAGCUUCAACGCCAUCUGGAUUUGUUUCAAGGACAUAAGACACACCAGUGUCCUCAUUGUGACCAUAAGAGUACCAACUCAAGUGACCUUAAGCGGCACAUCAUAUCUGUCCAUACUAAGGAUUUUCCUCACAAAUGUGAGGUGUGUGAAAAAGGUUUCCAUCGUCCUUCUGAGCUCAAAAAGCAUAGUGAUAUACAUAAGGGUAGGAAGAUUCAUCAGUGUAGGCACUGUGACUUUAAAACAUCAGAUCCAUUUAUCCUUAGUGGUCAUAUUCUUUCAGUUCAUACUAAGGAUCAGUCAUUGAAGUGUAAAAGGUGCAAGAGAGGGUUCAGACAACAAAAUGAGCUCAAAAAACAUAUGAAGACCCACACUGGAAGAAAGAUCUACCAAUGCGAGUAUUGUGAAUAUAGCACUACAGAUGCAUCUGGCUUUAAACGACAUGUGAUAUCAAUACAUACAAAAGACUACCCACACAGGUGUGAAUUCUGCAAGAAGGGAUUCCGAAGACCAUCAGAAAAAAAUCAGCAUAUUAUGAGGCACCACAAGGAGGCUCUUAUGUAAUAAGAUCAAUAUAAAGCUAUUUCAAAAAUAGGAUAUGCUACAUGGGAGGAAAAUUUCAUGAACUGUUUCAUCUAGUUCCAAAGCUUGAUAGUAAAUCAUAACUUUACAUUCUUUGUAUUAGAGAUCUUGAAAUAUUUGAAUUGACAGGGGAUUUCAUUGCCCUUUGAAAAUUACUUAAAGAAUUUAAGAAGCACCAUAGAAUGGUUGCAGAAAAACUCUUAAGUGUCUAUUUAAUAGUAUUAUAUGCAUAAUUAAACUACAGAAGGGCAAAGCAAAGACAAUAACUUUAUUUGGCUGAUCAUACUAGAGAUAAAUGUUUCUGAAAAGAUCAUAUUUAGUUGAGUUUAGCAAUGUUUUGCUGUGGCAAGCAAGUCUCACUUUUAUGUGAUUUUAGAAAUAAGGUGGGGCAAGAAAAUACAGUCAUCCAUCAGUCACUUAGUCAUUGAGCCUUUUUUAUGGCACCUGAAAAUUGAUUUCCAGAAAUGCAAAAGUUUUAUGUAUUCAUUAAAAGAAAUUUCGCUGGAAAACAGAUUAUACUAAUUCAAUACUAUUAAAGAGAUUUUCUGAGCUGCUAAGAUUUUAUUACAGGAUGGGAUGUUUAAAAUACAGCAUUCUUUGGAAGUCUAAAAUGGAAUCUAAGAUUAAAGUUCCCUUUUUUCUGAUGUUCAAGUUGAUUUUUCAGUAUGGCAUAUAUGACAAAAGUAUAUUUGAGUCAGAUGUGGCUUUCUAAAACAGAUGCAACAGUAGUGUUGCAAAUAAAGUUAGCACUAUAUUUCUUUACGAUCUAAAGAUUAAAUUGAGAGAACACAGUUUUCUUAAAUAUGUUGUUUAGAAGUUUCUUUUUAGGGCAGUCUCAGCAAGUAUGAUUGUUCUAGUCUUACUUGCUUUAAUGGUUAUAGGUGCAAUUUUAUGCCAUUAUUGAAAAUUUUUAUUUUUAAAAUCUAUAUGCCAUAUUAUUAACAUGCAUUUUCAAUGUGAGGCAGCAUAAAUGCAGUAUUUAACAAAACUCUGUGUUGCCAAUAGAGUUUGGAGGUGGAUAUUCAGUUUACAGUGUAUAAAUUUAAAGUAUGCAUCCUUUUAACAACGCUUUGUGUUAGCAUGCUGCAAAUCAAAAUGGCGCUUAAUAUAAAAAGCUGGUUUAGGGAAAUUUAAUUAAAAUCCUGUUCAUAAAUGUAAUGCAUAUGAUGUGUACUUUUAAGUUAUAGUUGCUUCAUGUUUACAAUCAGCUGUUCAACAUAAUUAAAAUGUAAUUUUACUUUAUACUAUAUUGUGGUUUUGUGUUUGAAGUAAUGUUCACCUUUCUGUUUUUGCACCAGAUAAGAAUCUGUUCCUUGAGAAUAAAUUUUUUAUCUUUCUUAACUUCAGAAUAUUAAAUUUGGAAAAUUUUAAAUAGUGUGUUAUGUGGCUGUAAAUGAUGUACACGCUGUAAAAUAAGAUUGUCAUUGUUAUGUGGGAUUAUUAUUUCUAAAUGUUACUCAUUGAAAUGAGCAUAUAAUAAAAAGCAUUUAUUGCA
Molecule: messenger RNA, 4645 nt
Organism: Canis lupus familiaris (dog)
Lineage: Eukaryota; Metazoa; Chordata; Mammalia; Carnivora; Canidae
Gene: ZNF711
Product: zinc finger protein 711
Exons: 12
Coding region: 616-3132 (838 amino acids)
Biological process (GO): regulation of transcription by RNA polymerase II
Cellular component (GO): nucleus
Molecular function (GO): RNA polymerase II transcription regulatory region sequence-specific DNA binding; metal ion binding; DNA-binding transcription factor activity, RNA polymerase II-specific
Source: RefSeq, a predicted model, not a curated record